AUGUAUCUUUUUAUUUACUUCUACAUCCUAAUGAGCUUUUUUGAAGGAGUGCAUGGUUUUUGUCCUUCACAAUGCACUUGUGUUUACCAUGGCAGAAGUGAUGGCACUGGAACAAGGUCUGUGCUCUGUAAUGAUCCUGACAUGUAUGAGAUCCCUGUAAAUGUUCCUGUGGAUACUGUAAAACUUCGUAUAGAGAAAACUGUCAUACGACGGAUUCCAACUGAAGCUUUUUACUACCUAGUAGAUCUCAAAUACCUGUGGGUUACUUACAACUGUGUAGCCAACAUUGAUAUCAGCAGCUUCUAUAACUUGAAACAACUGCAUGAGCUACGGCUGGAUGGUAAUCUGCUCUCCACUUUCCCUUGGGAAUCGCUGGCAGAGAUGCCCAACCUACGGACUCUUGAUUUACACAACAAUAAAGUGACCAGCAUUCCCGCUGAGGCUGGCCAGUACCUGAGAAACCUCACCUACCUGGACAUAUCCAGCAACAAGCUAACCACCUUGCCCUCAGACUUGAUGGACAUUUGGCCCCCUUUCUCAGAAGCUGUCCUGUCCAAGAACACAGACAUUCUGGCGACCCAGAGAGUCAUUUUGGGUUUGCAGGACAACCCAUGGUUUUGUGACUGUCGCAUUUCAAAACUAAUUGAAUUUUCCAAAAUUGUGGACAACUCAGUUGUACUUCUUGAUCCAUUGGUUUCAUGUAGUGGACCUGAGAGCCUGGCAGGAAUCUUGUUCCAGAAGGCUGAGCUAGAGCAGUGUCUUAAACCAUCCGUGAUGACGUCGGCGACAAAAAUCACUUCCCCGCUGGGAAGCAACGUUCUGCUACGCUGCGAUGCGACCGGCUACCCAACACCGCAGCUUACUUGGACUAGGUCAGACAAUAUACCAGUGAACUAUACAGUAAUUCAAGAAACACCUGGAGAGGGUGUCAGAUGGUCCAUAAUAAGCUUGACAGGGAUUUCAUACAAGGACGCAGGAGAAUACAGAUGUAAAGCCAAGAACUUGGCAGGAAUGUCAGAAGCUGCUGUUACUGUCACAGUGGUUGGUGUAGUUACUACAACUGUGUCACCACAGAAGUAUGGAAGGAAGCAAGAGGCAGAGAGACAGAAUACCACUCAGAAGGAAUCCAAGCAGGAACCUGAGAGGACAACCACACCUCUUCCCUCCACCACACCAACCACCGCAGCACUGGUUAGCACUGAAAGAUCAACGAGCAUCAGGUUUACUGCCAAGAAGCAAUCCAGGCCCGAGACAAAGCAGACCGGGGAGAUAAGCAAGAAAGGUGAGGAGACUUCAUUGAAUACAGCAGGUAUGGCUGAGCAAAAUGUUACUAUAAAGAACCUAAGAGUGAUCAGUGAAACUGAUGAAAGAGUGACCUUAACUUGGAAAACUGUCAAUGCCACAAGCAACUCUGCAGUGACUGUGUUAUACUCAAAGUAUGGUGAGAAAGAUAUGUUGCCUCUGAGCACUGAUUCUAGCAAAAACAAAGUCACAAUUGAUGGUUUGCAACCUAGUACUCAAUAUAUGGCAUGUGUCUCACCCAAAGGAGUGCCACCUACAAAAGAGCAGUGCAUUAUUUUCUCCACUGAUACGUUGAAUGAUGAAAGCAGCUCUCAGUUUUCUAUUCUGAUAUUGGCCAGCAGUGCAGCAUGUGUGUUUGUUUUACCUUUGAUAUUUUUCUUACUCUACAAAGUUUUAAAACUUCGUGUGAAACCCAAAACUGCAAAGGAAGCUGACCUUGCAAAAGAGACCUAUGUAAAAUUUGAAACACUAUCUCUGAAGCCUCGAACAGUGAAUGCGGGAGAGCAGCUCUGGGCACGAAGGUACACAGAUGAGUCGGAAAGACUUCUCCUUUGUUCUAGGUCAAGCAUGGAUUCUCAAAUGACCUUCAAAAGCGAGGGCUCUAGGUCUGAGUAUCUGUGUUGA
This is a messenger RNA of Fulmarus glacialis (Northern fulmar), 1926 nucleotides long. It is a transcript of the gene LRIT3, whose product is annotated as leucine-rich repeat, immunoglobulin-like and transmembrane domains 3. Gene Ontology annotation, molecular function: protein binding. The coding region runs from base 1 to 1926 and encodes 641 amino acids. The record is from RefSeq and is a predicted model, not a curated record. Lineage: Eukaryota; Metazoa; Chordata; Aves; Procellariiformes; Procellariidae. The transcript is spliced from 5 exons.